Messenger RNA from Pogona vitticeps (central bearded dragon), 4105 nucleotides. The record is from RefSeq and is a predicted model, not a curated record. NCBI's taxonomy places the organism in Eukaryota, Metazoa, Chordata, Lepidosauria, Squamata, Agamidae.
CCUGCAAAAUGAACCAUCACUCUUUUCCUAUACUACAUUAUUUAGAGAAGCCUUCUAUAACAAUCCUGCCUGAUUUUACAUCUAAUUUUAUGCCUCUGUUCUGCCUUAUCUGAUAACUGACAUUAAGCCUCUUGUAGUAUGCUUUAUAGGCUCUUGGUUUUAUUUAUAACUCUAUAGUUGCCAGGUUAUAUUUUAUUUUGCUGUAAACUGCCCAAGACAUUGUGCAUCAGUAAUGGGAUGGUAUAUAAACCAGCUAAACUCAGUUCAGUUAUAUAUUUACUGCAGCUUAGGUCAGUGAUUCCCAUGGAGUGAGUGACAAAUAUUGCCUGUGCAAGUAAGGUGGUGGGGGAAAAGAAAAGGGCUGAAAUGUCCUUAGCCCCAAAACAAAAAAUGUGACAUACAAAUGCAUUCACAUUACAUUGCUUCAAAGUAUGUGGACUUACAUAAAAUUUUAUUUCUGUACCUCUCCUUCCCUCCCAACAAGCUAUCCCCAUUUUCUAUUUAAACAACAUGGGCUAAAAGUGUGAGGGAGGAUUUAGGGGUGUGUGUGUGUGUGUGUGUUUCCCCUUGGAAGGGACCAUAAAUCCGCAGCCUGAACUUAACCUCCAACACCUGACCCUCUUCUUCUGCCCGGUGGUUCCAAGCCAGUCUGAGGAAGUGAAUUUCCUCAGGGAAGCUCACCUAUGCAUCUAUAUCAAUAUACUGUAAUAUGAGCUUUCCUGGGGACGUCCAUUUCCUCAGACUGGCUUAGAACUACAGCCCCGUAUAGGUGAUAUAGAUACAGAGGUGAUAUAUAUAAAGGUUUUUUUUUAAAAGAAACGCGUUUUUGUCUUAUUUAUUUAGUUUACUUUUUCUAUUUUGCUUUUCCCGACACAGCCAGGGCGAACAUCCAGAGCGAAAACCUUAGGCCGCCGCCUCGUUACUUCUACUUCUCCUCCCCGCCCCGCCACUUGUUCUUUUGCCUUCCCAACGGCGGAGACAAAUUGGGGGAAGAUGGGCAAAUUGGAUUUGGAUCUCAAUUUAUUUUAAGCGGCGAGGUGUAGCCACGCGGGCCGUUCCUUAAAACCGCCUCCUGGUUGGGAUGCAGCUCGUUCACGAUGCUGGAUGAAAAUCAUCAUCUAAUACAGUGUAUUAUGGACUAUCAAAGCAAGGGGAAAACAGCAGAAUGUACUCAGUAUCAACAAAUCUUGCACAGAAAUCUGGUUUACUUAGCAACGAUAGCAGACUCAAACCAAAAUAUGCAGUCCCUGCUUCCUGCUCCACCGACACAAAAUAUGUCCCUAGGCCCGGGAGGAAUGAAUCAGAGUGCAUCCAACCAGUCUCUCCAUCCACAGAGCAACCUCAGUGAUGCAAUCGGGACAGGCCUUCCGCCUUCCUCCCUCAUGCAGAGUCAGAUUAGCAACGGACCCAAUCAUGUAUCUAUGCAGCAGUCAGGCCAGAACACCAUGCCCACCACUUCCCUCAGCAUGACGGUCAGUAGCCAUGGAACAGGAUCCGGCUACAGCCAUACAGUGCCUGCAUCACAGAAUGUGCCCUUGCAAGGCCAGGGAACAAUCGGCAACUAUGUCUCACGGACAAAUAUCAACAUGCAGUCUAAUCCAGUCUCCAUGAUGCACCAGCAAGCAGCAACGUCGCAUUACAAUUCUGCACAAGCGGGGACUCAGCACUACCAAGGGCAGUCGUCCAUUGCCAUGAUGAGUCAGAGUAACCAAGGCAACAGCAUGAUGGGGCAACGGCCAAUGGGCCCGUACCGGCCUUCCCAGCAAGGUUCUUCUCAGCAGUACAUGGGCCAGGAAGAAUACUACAGUGAACAGUACAGUCAUGGGCAAGGGUCAUCAGAGCCCAUAAACCAGCAAUAUUAUCCUGAUGGUCACAGUGAUUACGCCUACCAGCAAUCAUCUUACUCUGAACAAAGUUAUGACAGAUCGUUUGAGGAUUCCACACAGCACUACUAUGAAGGCGGAAAUUCCCAGUAUAGCCAGCAGCAGGCGGGAUAUCAACAAGGAGCUGCACAACAGCAAACAUAUUCACAGCAGCAAUACCCAAAUCAACAAAGUUAUCCAGGACAACAACAAGGAUAUGGUCCUGCCCAGGGAGCUUCAUCACAAUACUCAAGUUACCAACAGGGACAGGGACAACAGUAUGGAAGUUACAGAGCUUCACAAACAGGACCAUCCGCACAGCAACAGAGGCCUUAUGGCUACGAGCAGGGCCAGUAUGGAAACUAUCAGCAAUAAAAGGACAAGCAUCUGUGUCAGAUUUGUUUUGAUAUAUAUGUCCGUCUUCUGACCCUGGAUGUGCGGGCAGUUUUUGAUUACUUGUAAUACGUUGGUUAUCCUUUUAGCACAAAAGGAGCAUCUGUACGUGAAACAGUAUUCAUUUCAUGCUGGAUAUGAAGCAGUGCUCUACUGGUAACAAGGCAAUGCUUUAAUGGUUUGGUAUAUUUUGGUGCUGUGUAUAGUAUUGUAUGUUGAUACAAUGCAGAAGUUCUUCCUUCUCCUUCCCCUGUCCCGUUUUGAUGUUUUCAACUAGCUUUAGAGGUCAUUUCAUCAAUGGAAUUAGAUGCGUUCACACACACGUUCCCUAUUUUCUUUUCAAAAACUACAAUAUACGUCAGAUGUGCAACUGAGUUGGUCCUUGUUCUUUGGUCAUGCUGGUAGUUCAACAAUGGUUUCUAAUGUAAAAUUCUAACCCAAAUACAUUACAGAUUAUUUUAUAUGCUCUGAAAUGCAUAGAUUUUAAUUGGACCAUGACCAAAAUAGGCUCCGUUUUUUAAUAUAUAAUUUAUUUGUAUUCUAAAUCACACAUGCUUAAAAUAUAUGAAUAUAUGUUUGAUUUGCUGACUCCCUUCAAGAUGCAGCAGUAAUUUUGUACAGUGAAUCUAGGAUUUUCUGUGGAAUUUACUCCCAUGUAAAUGUGCUACAUACCUUUCUGCCAGUUAUUUAUUGUUGCGGUUUUUGCUGAAUUAACAUGGGAAUUGACCCUGUUAUGGUAAGAUUCCCAUAAUAGGUCAAUACCAAAGAAGCAUUCAGCCAUGGAAACAUGGGAACUUCUUCUAAACUGCUGGAGGGUAUUCCAUUUCAGUUGUCUGGAAAUGUGACGAAUUCGGUUAGGAUGUGAAUAAGAAAUAUUGAAGCUGGUUAACUGGAAAUACUAAUUCUUUUUUUGUUCUCUGAUCAGAAAGUCCUCUUCCCAAGAGCACAUAUAUAGGAGUUAUAUUUUGUAUUUUAGGAUAUGUUUAUUCAAAUUGUUGUGGGUUUCAGCCAUGUACUUUAAAGAAAGAGUAUUUGGAGAAGUCGGCCUGACAAGCCCCACUAAUAUUAUAUUGGAUAUUGCAAGUCAGGAUCUUUUUUUUUUCUCAAUCAACUUUCUUCCUUCAAGUUGUAAGUAAGAUAACACACACACCAUCCUGCCCCAUUAUUAAUUUACCACAGAGUAGAGCAUUCCUGCAUUGCCCACAGCCACAGUAGUUCCAAUGUUCGGGAGGGGGGGGGAAGUCAUUUUGCUUUAGCAUAAAAGAAAGUUAUUGCAAAUGCAGAUAUACAGUCUAAUGUCCAUGCAUAAACAAUUCCAGAUUUAUAUUUUGAGGCAUAUGUGCUUAAGACUGCAGUCUUUAAAGACCUACAGUACUGUCUUCCAGUGCAAACAUUUAUACCAUUUAUAGCAAAAUGAACAGGGGAAAUAAUUUAAGCCUUCAUAAUAGAAUCCAGCUAAACCAAUGUUGUUUGAAAUCCCAAUGGGUGCAUCUGAAGUGUGUGGAAUGCAUCCUUGAAAUCAGCAGGACUGACUUGAAGGACAUAACUAUAGAUAGAACUGCCUCCUCCGUCUGCUCGAAUAAAACCUGCUACUUUGGAAACUCUUCAUCUGUUUUACCUGGGCUAUGGAUAAAACAAACACUAGUAUUCAGUCUGUCAGAAGUCAGUAUCAUUUCAUAUCCCACUCACAAAAUCAAUAUUAGCUGGAAUUACAACCUAGUCUGCUACAGAAUAAUUACAGAGUGCAGACUAAUGAAUGUGUGAGUUUCCUAACCACCUAAUGAGUUGCCUUUUUGUUUUUCAAGAUUUUCCAGCAACUAGUACCCUGUUUCCCUGAAAAUAAGCCCUAA